This is a messenger RNA of Yamadazyma jaroonii, 927 nucleotides long. NCBI's taxonomy places the organism in Eukaryota, Fungi, Ascomycota, Pichiomycetes, Serinales, Debaryomycetaceae. The record is from the annotation of a GenBank genome assembly.
AUGAGUGUCGUAUCAAUCAAUGAGUUCAUCUCCUUAUUAGCAAAUUUCCCCAUCUUUGCCUACUUAUUCUCCUUUGUUCAAGAUAUUAUUAUUUCAAUAUUGAAAACAGGUCCGAUUCCCAAACAUGUCGCCAUGAUCAUGGAUGGAAAUAGAACCUUUGCCAAAAAAAGGAACUUGUCUUUGAAACAGGGCCACACUGCUGGUGCUGAAAGUUUGGUCAAAGUAUUGGAUACUUGUUUCAGAUUAGGUGUCAAGGUGGUGACUAUCUAUGCUUUCUCUAUUGAAAAUUUCAAUAGAUCUAAGGAAGAAAUCGAUACAUUGUUCGGACUACUCAGAGAUAGGUUAAAGUUGUUAGCUGAAAAUGAAAACAGUUAUUCCAGAGUCAACAUGAUCAAAAUUAGAAUCAUAGGUAACAAAUCAAUGAUACCAGAAGAUAUUCUUCAAGAUUUAGAGAAGAUCGAAGAUAAAACAAAUCUUGAAACCAGUGAAAAGAUUUUGAAUGUUUGCUUUCCUUAUACUUCAAGAGAUGAUAUAGUUCAUUCUAUUAAACAAACCAGUCAUCAAAGAAUGAAUGGUUUGAUUAACAAAGAUAGUAUCACCCUUGAUUAUGUAACUGAUAAUAUGUAUUUUGGUCCUGACAGUUUACCGUUAGAUAUUAUGAUAAGAACUAGUGGACAAACAAGAUUGAGUGAUUUCAUGUUAUGGCAAUGUAAUUAUAAUUGUACUAUUGAAUUUGUUGAUACUUUAUGGCCCGAUUUUAAAUUCCUAUCAUUGAUUAUGAUUUUGAUGAAAUGGGGAUACUAUAAAACCUUGGAAAUGGAAUCAGAAAUGAAUAAGUUAAAUGAAAAGGAUGAGAAGGAGUUUGUUGAUAUUUUAAAAGAGUUACCUCCCCACCCUCCUCAUAAAUCUGUUACUGACAGGAAAUGA